AUGUCAUCGUCGCACGCGCUUACAAACGCCGUCAUCAAGCAUCCCCAUCACAGCGACCACCGCCAUCACCGCGACCACCGCCCUCGUCACCGCCUAAGAUCCGCACUAGACGACGCCGACGAGGCUUGCAUUAUUGUUGCCUUAAACAAGUGGUGGGAGGAAUUCUUCUCGCGCCUUCUCGAAUGCGAGUCUGACGGCGAAAACUUUACCCUCCUCCUCCCUCCCGGAUCUCCUUCCGAUCGAGGCCAUACUCCUGACCAAUUCUACAUCGACCAGCUUGUCGCGUGGCACCGUGAACAUGAACCACCACCACCACCGAACGCUCCCACCGAACACUGCUUGUGGCAUUUCAUUCAGACUGACAAUGAUGCCUAUGUCGCACGCCGAAUCGCCUCGAGCCCGCUCUACCUCGCCGCCCGCGCCGCUAUUGCGCUAAUCCUCGACAACCAUAUCAACAUCUGGCGUCUUCGCUGGUCCACGGGCUCAAAAAGUUGGCACUUCGCUCUCGAUGUCCACACUACAUUACCAAAUCUCGAGCGGCACUUAGAUAAGUGGUAUGAGAAGGCCUGUCGCCAGGACGUAGAGGAAGAGGUAGCUAGGAUUGAAGCACGGUAUGCAGAGCAGUGGAAGGGAAGAGAUGCGGCGCUUAGCAACAAGAUUGAGUCUACUGUUCUGCGAUGGCGAUUGGAGGCUGAGAGGCUGGAUGUCGCUGUGCACAGGCAGGUGCAGGACCGCGACCUCGUGCCUGCGGUGCAUGCGACCGGAGAAGAAAUCACUGAGGUCGCGACGGGGGAAGUGACUACCACCAUGCCUUGUUCUUCUCCUACACAGAAGUCUUCUGCAGGUCUAGAGGUCGAGGCAUCUGCGCGUCCCCGUCAACCACGACCCUGGCAUGAGUCGCUGGUAGAGCUGUUUGAGCUCUGGACCUGGCGUCUGGCGAGAAGGUAAACAAUAGGGAGGGCCGUACUCGCUAAACUUGCUAGAUUGUAGAAGUUGUAUAUUCUAGUCUGCUCUACUAGGCUAGCCAACUAUAUUGUAUAGAGUAUCUCUAACU
This is a messenger RNA of Pseudocercospora fijiensis CIRAD86, 1054 nucleotides long. RefSeq lists its product as uncharacterized. The record is from RefSeq and is a predicted model, not a curated record. NCBI's taxonomy places the organism in Eukaryota, Fungi, Ascomycota, Dothideomycetes, Mycosphaerellales, Mycosphaerellaceae. The coding region runs from base 1 to 948 and encodes 315 amino acids. The transcript has a single exon.